Messenger RNA from Eufriesea mexicana, 6943 nucleotides. It is a transcript of the gene Bap170, whose product is annotated as Brahma associated protein 170kD. Gene Ontology annotation, molecular function: DNA binding. The record is from RefSeq and is a predicted model, not a curated record. The transcript is spliced from 17 exons. Gene Ontology annotation, biological process: regulation of DNA-templated transcription. NCBI's taxonomy places the organism in Eukaryota, Metazoa, Arthropoda, Insecta, Hymenoptera, Apidae. The coding region runs from base 877 to 6477 and encodes 1866 amino acids. Gene Ontology annotation, cellular component: SWI/SNF superfamily-type complex.
AAAAGCGGCGAGGGCUAGGCUGUGGUAUGGUCGGGGCAACGCGGUGUCGCGCGUAAAAUGACGUAGAGUGUGCGAGGGUGUGCCGCGUGCGGUACGAGGUGUGUUAGCGGAAACGGUGUCGCGGUGUGUAGGGUCGGCGCUGGCCGUAGCUAUCGUAGCGUACGGGAAAUUGGCUGUGGCUUCGCCAAUGGAUGCCAGGCAGGAGGAGACGCCAUUUUGAUAUACGGGCGCACGUCAAGCGUUCGCUCGUAGGGAAACGCGCUCUCGAGUCGGUCUGCCGCUUCGCGUAGGACCGCGCGGGUGAAUUCGUUGGUUCGCGAGGUUCACGAGUAUCGUUGGUACGAGUGCGUGGCGCAACGAAUCUGAAGCGUUUCGUUGACAAGUGACAGGUGAAUCGAUCGGGCCGCGAGGAAAGUCGCGUUGCGGCCCCGUGCUCGUAACACGGUUCGCUCGGUUGAUCGGUAGUGACUACUGUGUGUGGAACUACGUGUACAUUCGGAUUUUUCCCCACGCGGGCGAGUUCAGUGCGAGGGACACGGUAGCUCGUGUAUAUUGGUGCGCCGAUCCGGGGUGGCGGUGUACGGCAGGGAAAAGCCGCUGCUGUCUCGUUUCGCGCGCGCGAGAGAGGCCACCGGCCGACACUUCGGGCCAGGACAAGACGACCCGAUGUCGGGAGCGGGUCGCGACCCCGUGUCGACCCGUGGUCGUCCUCGUCCUCGCAUAUCCACCUCUUUCAUAGCACCAGGACGCUCCUGGCGUAAAUGUGCUCUCAUGAGCGCCCAUGUGCACCUCUCUUUCUGUCUGCUGCCCCUACGUGCCCUGUAAACCCAGAGCACACCCCGAUUAGCACGCCCACGCACUUUAUCACUCGCGAAUAUGGCCAAGAUCCUCAACAAGGACCCCGUCACCUACGAGAGGGAGAGGGAAAAUUUCCUGAAGGACCUCCGUCACUUCCAUGAGACUAGAGGGACACCGUUCAAGAAAAAUCCAAAAAUCAAUGGAAAAGAUAUAGAUCUGUACUUGCUGUACGUUGUCGUUACUGCCCAUGGUGGAUGGAUAAAGGUGAAUACCAGAAAUGAGUGGGCAUCGUUAUGCGAACAAUUCCAUCUACCCAGCGGCUGCGUGAACAGCGGGGUUGGCCUUAAACAAAUUUACCUUAGGUAUCUAGACAGGUACGAAAAGGUACAUUUCCUGGGAGAAGAUGGCCAACAAGCUGACGACGAUGACGAAGACUCCAGGCACAGAAAGUGGUCUGCAAGGGCAUUACACUCUGUUCCUCUUACUUAUAAUCAUCAUCAACACAAUGUCGCAGAAUCUCUUCGUGAUUACAAUGGCCUUUCGUCGGACCUCUACAAACCAUCCAACUACGAUAAACUCGCACUAUCGCUCCUCUCGCCUCUUCCCAAUGAGCAAGACUUCGCCAUCAACGUCUGCACGUUGCUGUCGAACGAGGGCAAGCACAUCCUACGUCUCGACAAGUAUCCCCGUCUCGUGAACAUACUCCUGGCGCACGCGGGUGUCUUCGAUUCACCUGGUACGCGGCAGCUCUUCAUCGAGGUUUAUUCCCGAGUGAGGAAUUACUCGAUCAACUCGUUCUGGUCGGAUGUCCUCGACUCCCAGGACGUGAUAGAUCUUACGAACGAGAGGACGUUCAUGAAGAAACCGACAGCCAGUCCACAGACCUUCUCUAGGCGGAAAAUCUUGGAGAGGGAGAAGCAGAACAAAAGCACCGUGUCGAUGGAGAACGAUGAGGCUUCUACGUCGAUGGAAAUCGAUGGGGUGAUCCCAGACUGUUCAAGAUUAGAUCCAAUUGGAUUGCAUCAAGAUGAAAGUUUAAAAGAUCAGAAUCAAAACUCCAUAAAGUUUGAGGAAGAGGAUAAAGAUUUGUUUUGUGUUGGACGGACUCUGGGAACGCAGGAUCCUUAUGGGCAACGUGUGCUACAAAUAGCGUCAAUCUUACGGAACCUAAGUUUUACUCCAGAAAACGCAACUAUAUUGGGAAGGAAUCGAUGUUUCUUGAGAUUUGUAUUACUGUGUGUGAGAGCAAGGUGGAGCAAUUUGCAUCAGCUUGGUUUUGACAUAUUAGGGAAUAUAGCAAAUGAAAUAAUCUUAAAAGAAGCUGGUGAAAGGAUAACAGAUGUUGUAUUGUCAUGUGUGGCAAAGGGAAUUGAAUCCCAAGACAGGUUUAUCGUUAUUUCCUGCUUGGAGGUGCUUAAUAAAAUUAGCCAACAAGACAGCAAUGAAGAAAUUGUUACAUUUGGAUUAGAAGACAAUGUAUAUGAACUUAUAUGCAGGUUUUUAGCUCUAAACGACAUAGCUCUUUUAGUAUAUACUUUGGAAUGUUUGUACGCGUUGACUUCAUUAGGUGAAAGGCCAUGUACUAGCGUCGCGCGGGUACGCGGAGCUAUCGACACAUUAGUCGCUCUUGUUACUGUAGAAGCGCAGAGUUACGGGCCAAAAGCUUGUAUUCUGAUGAGAGUAAUCGAAACAGUAUCCACGGUAGCGCCAUCACCGAAUACUACUCAGAACACUCCAGUUACCGCUACUGCCCCAACUGCAAUAGUGUCCUCCGCUGUACCAACUACUCCAGCCACAGUUACUGCGACACCAGCUCCUGUUAGCCCAGCACCUUCGCGGCCAACAACUCCAGCUGCGAUUGCAACAAAAUCUACAACGCACAAAGCGGUGGAGACGAAUAAUUCACUUCAACAGCAACAUGCACAUCAACAAAUUAUACAAGAAAAUGAGCAGUUUGCUCUGAGUUGGUUAAGAGCUACCUUCGAACCUGCACUAGGUGUACGCAUAGAACAAGAAGAAUUGUACAAAAAAUAUCUUGGUUGCUGCACAAAAAUUGGUAGAAGAGGUGUUAUUGCUCCACUUCACUUUCCAAGAUGUGUUAGAUCUGUAUUUGGUGGAAGCGUCGGACCAAAUCCAUUGAAAGGUGAAACAAGUGGUACUCAGUAUUACGAAGGAAUCCGAGUACGGGCCACACCUCCCCAAGUAACUUAUCCGAGCCAAACUGCGGUUGGGACUAACACAGCUCCAAUUCCAGCAGUCAACACAACGCCAGUAAAGGUGCUUCCCGUACAACAGCGUACAAUCAAGAGUAUAAGUCCUGCUCCUGAUAGCACGGCCCUAGACAAUCCUGCAUCUGGGCCUCCAAGAAUCCCUGCCCCUGCAUCACCUAUCCUAAAAGCCCAGUUAUCUGCUCCGCCAAAACCACCAUCCAAUAUCUCGAACACUGCAACUCAGUCCCAAAAUCCAGUCACCAAGGUUGAUUCUAAAAGUCAGGUGUCAGUAUCGCAUCCUCAUCUGAGUCAAGCAUUAUUGUCAAGUGGCUCUCAAACGCAGCCACAACCACAACAAGUCCAGCAAAUACAACAACAGUGUCAAACUGUCCAGGUAGUUGCAAAGGAAGAUAAUCGAAGUGGUACUACAUCCAGUUCCAUAAUAAAAAGCCUUCUGGCUACUAAGGUAACGGUCAGCAGCGACUGCAUGCCCAGUACUGCUGCGACUUGUGUGUCUACCCCUACUGCCUGUGUAACAAACACUACUGCUAGCAUCGCAUCCAGCAUCAGUGCCAACCAGCUAAUAACCAGCAACCAGGUUGCGCAACGUCAACAACAACAAAGGCUAUUACAACAACAGUUAACCAAUAUAUCGCAACCAGCUGCAAUUACCACUAAUGUAACAACAAUACUCCCAAAGACUCCUGUCAACUCGAAACAAAAACCAGCUAUCACACCCAUUCCUGCCAAAAAAAUACAAAGGCUCAAUGGAGCCAAAUUUAUUAUGACUAAUAAUUGUGACAAGACUGAAGUAAAUGAUAAUGAAAAUAUCAACCAAAUCGCAACAUCGACUACUUCUUCCACAGUGAUUUUAAAUUCAACUGAAAAUCACAUAUCGUCAACUAUUAAAGUAUGUCGGCCUCCAACUACAAUCGUAACUACAGUAAACAAAACGAGUCAACGUUCAACUUGUACAUCAAUCGCCGAAGAUUCGGACUCAACAAAUAAUUCUUUAGCAUCUAGUAGUGGUAUCGGUGGUAGUAGGGAUUGUUCUGGUGUCGGCAUAGAGGAGGAUAACUCUUUGACGAGUUUCGAAGGAAUAUUGUUAAAUGGUGCACCGAGCAAUAUGGAUAUCGAUGCACAAGAUGACGGAUCCUCAAAAGAUUCAUCUAGUAUAACAUCUAAAGAAAAACCCCUGCAAAGUAUGAUGCUUGCAGAUUUGUUAGAAAGGAAAGUUGAUAAAGAGCCCAUUUUGAAUGGUGUUUUAGGAAAAAAUUCUAUUAACGAGAAAGGAAUGGAUUUAGUAGAAAAUCAUAUUAAAAAAGUACUAAAAGAAUCUCCUACUGACAUUAAAAUAAAAGCCGAAGUAGAAGAGGGAAACGUUAUACAGACAGAUGUAUCCGAGGAUACUUUAUUCGAAGCACCUAGAGGGAUAAAGCGAGCUGCCAGCGAAUCAGAUGAAGUUGACGUGAAGAAAGUAAAAUAUUCCAAUGGUACAAUGUCACCGGAUCCUGCUGUUGACUCUACUACCGCCGAAUCCACUGUCUCGAGUAUAAAGUCUGAAGAACAAGACGAUGACAAAGAUAGCGAGAAAGCAACUGUGUCUUCUACAGCUGCAAACCUUUAUGCUGCUUUAGCCGCAGACUGCAUAGAAGAUGAAACUGAUCUUGAUGACAAUGUAAAUGUUAAGGAAGAAUCUCCUACCACAAUAAAAGAGGAACCUCACAUAUUUGUUAAUCAAAUAAAUCAACAGCCACCUCAACAACAACAACAACCACUCCAACAGCCACCACAGCAGCAAUCACACCAAUCAACACAACCACAACCUCAACCACAGGUGCAACAGCAACAACAACAGCAGCAGCAGCAGCAGCAGCAGCAGCCACCACAGUCGCAACCGCAACCGCAGACACAGCCACAGCCACAGUCACAGCCACAGCCACAACAACAAUCACAACCACAAUCACAACCACAACCACAACCACAACCACAACCACAACCACAACCACUACCACAACCACAGCCGCAACAACAACCUCAACCUCAACAACAACUCAUCGUCACAGCACCUAGGCAAAUAGUAGUACAACAAACAAUUCAACCUAAUAACCAGGUUAUUAUACCAACUGGUCCAGUAAAAGGAAGGCAGGCACAACCUCAACCGCAAGUUUUAUUGCAACAAGGAGCAGGAGGUCAAUUACAGUACGUCGUAUCUGGUGGUGUACCCGGCCAAAAUUACGUUCUAGCUCAACCACAAACGACGUUGGUUCAGGGUCAAGCGCAAACUGUGCUGGUAGCUCAGACGACACAGCAGCAAGGAACAGGAGCAAAAACAAUAAUUAUUUUGCAAUCUCAAGCAGCUGCUCAACCGACUCAACAAAAAAUGGUGGCCGUCACACCUCAGGGACAGCAGGUUGUCGUUACACAAGUCUCGCGUCCUAUCUUGCAGAGUCCAGCUCUCGGAAAUAUACCUCCACCUUUGGUUCCAACAUCUGGCACAAUACCACAAACUUCUAUAAUAGUGAAUAGUUCCGUAGCACAAACGAAUCCGAAUACGGUGACCGUUACAAUUCCCGCGAUGGCCCAACAAACACCAGUGUCGACGAGUGUGCCAUCAAGAGUGGUGACACCAACUCCAGCCUCUACUCCACCACCUACCAGACCCACAACGCCUCAUCAAGCAGCUGCAACGCACGGAUUGGCCGCAAAACAACCCGCUAAAGUAAUGAAGACUGUCAGUUCCUCAACUUCCACGGAACCGGAAUCUAAACCGUCUACAAGUCAGAAUCAACCGGAAAAGACCAUCACGAUAAAAAUUGAUCCCAAUGCCUAUUUGUGUGAAUGGCGGGGUUGUUUAAGACAAUUUAAAACACCACACGAAGUUUAUCUUCAUGUAUGCGAGGCACAUUGUCCAACUGGUGGGGAAGAAAUAUUAUGUCUUUGGGCGAGCUGCGAUGCUUUAAAAAGGCGCAGAUUUUCGUUAAUGACACAUUUAUAUGAUAGGCAUUGUAAUGCGGAAACAAUGUCGAUAAGGAGGAAACAGUUAACGGUAACAGGCAAAACCGAAGUUUCCACGUCGAUACCGCCGACUCCUCAUCACCCUGGAUAUGCACCAAAUGCAGCAUUCCACGCUAUUAAACGGCACGCUUUGGAAUUUGUAAAUCCAAAGGAGUUGAUGCAAAGGCCGACCAAGCCCGCUGCAGCCACCUCAAGCUCUUCUUCUCCCAGACCUGGGCAAAAUCCUCCACCAGAACAGGAUGACAACGAAGGUCCAGUGACCAAAAGUAUUCGCUUGACUGCAGCUCUUAUUCUCAGAAACCUAGUCAUAUAUUCAACACAUGGCAGAAGGCAUCUUAGAGCGUACGAACCACAUUUGGCAGGUGUCGCAUUAAGCAAUGUCGAAUCAUCGAGAACAAUCGCACAAGUUCUGUAUGAUAUGAACGAUCAAAGCAGCAGUAACCAUAGGUGACCUCUUGAACCAGGCCUCUAAAAGAAAGCUCUUUCACGUUGCGAGCAGCGAUCAACUCGUUUAUUUUGAAUUUUAGUGUAAAGUGAGAGAACAAAAGUAUGAUAAAAAAGAUGCGAAAAGUUUGCAAAAUCAUCGCAAAAGAAAGGUGUGGUUGUGCGUUGUAAGGAAAGAAAGAAGAUAUAAAUGGUGAAAAGGAUGUACUAGAAGAGAAGAGGAUACGGCAAUGUUCCAUAAUUAUUAAAGAGGCCUAUAAACUUACUAGGCAAGUCGACUUGCCGAUUUAGACUAUAAUAAUGUACUGUAAUUAGUUAACACGAACGAAAGACAGUAGUUGAAGUGAUUGCAGAUCAGUGAUAAAAGAAAAAAGCAAACAAAAAACGAGAUAAUAUUUCAAAUUUAAUAUUAAUAUUUAUUUUCUCAACAAGAAGCGGAAGAAAUGUUUUUAGUAAUCGUGUACAAAAAAUGA